Molecule: messenger RNA, 2460 nt
Organism: Zymoseptoria tritici IPO323
Lineage: Eukaryota; Fungi; Ascomycota; Dothideomycetes; Mycosphaerellales; Mycosphaerellaceae
Exons: 5
Coding region: 1-2460 (819 amino acids)
Biological process (GO): transsulfuration; 'de novo' L-methionine biosynthetic process
Cellular component (GO): cytoplasm
Molecular function (GO): pyridoxal phosphate binding
Source: RefSeq, a predicted model, not a curated record
AUGCCUGACUUCAUAGACGACAAGUCCGAACACUGCAUUCCCUUUCUCCUCGAACGACUCAGACUACACCGCGAAGAACAUGAGUCGAAAGGCGAGACUCCACCCCCAUUCUUCUUGGGCUUGAAUGGAGUUCAGGGAGCUGGGAAGACGACGUUGGUCUCCACCCUCCACCGUACCCUAACAUCCCCACCUCACUCCCUUCCCAUCGCUGUCCUCUCAAUCGACGACCUCUACCUCCCACAUUCAGACCAGGUCGCCCUUGCAUCCAGCAAUCCCAAAAAUCCAUUGGUGCAACACCGCGGCGUACCCUCCACCCACGACAUCCCCACCGGCACUUCCCUCUUCACCGCCCUCGCCGCCCGCGCCUCCAACAUUCGCAUCCCCAAAUACGACAAAUCGAAAUUCAACGGAGCGGGCGAUCGAGUCCCUGAGGAGGAAUGGGAAGUCGUGAAUCGAGAGGGAGAGAGGAAAGUGGAGGUUGUGGUGUUUGAGGGGUGGUGUGUGGGGUUUCGAGCGUUGGGGAGGGGGGAGGUGGAGAGGAAGUGGAGGGCUGCGAGGGAGCAGGGGGAAGGGUAUCGGGGUCGGUUGGGACGGUUGAGGUUGGAGGAUGUGGUGUUUGUGGAUGAGAGGUUGGGGGAGUAUGAGGCGAUUACGGGGAGGUUUGGGGCGUUUGUUCAUAUUGACGCGGAAGAUCCGAUGUAUGUCUAUCACUGGCGAGAAGAACAGGAGGCUGCUAUGCGUGCUGAGAAGGGCACGGGGAUGAGCAAAGAGCAGGUGGUGGAAUUUGUGAAUGGCUAUUAUCCCUGCUAUGAACUGUACACGGAGCAGUUGAGGAAGGGCAUCUUUGACGACGACGGGAGACUCGAAUUGACUGACCUUCAACUCCGCCUCCCUCCGCAUAACAUCCACUUCCCUCUAAUUACCUACUCUCAACUUCAACACCACAUACACAGCAAGUCUUCCCACACUUGCUGCAACAACCCGCCCGUCCACCUCGCCGGACUCGCCCACCAUUCUACCCAAGUAGAACAACAUAGGUCAUUGGAGUCAGUCCUCAAACUGCUCCUCACAACUCCCACAAUGGCAGGCAAAGGAACCCCCAAUGGCAUCGGCAAGAGCCUCCAGAACCUCAACCUGGACCUCGACGGUCACGAGAUGCCACCUUCGCCCGCACCCUCCAGUCCCUCCAACGGCCGCCGUCGCUUCGCCCUCGCCACGGAACUGGUCUACACCGAGUCCGACGACCAGCACAAUGCGAGCAGCUUUCCCAUCUACCAGUCUGCCACUUUCAAAGGCGGUCCGGGGCAAGAGUAUGAUUACACUCGUAGUGGGAACCCUACGAGGACACACUUGGAGAGACACUUGGCGAAGAUUAUGAGCGCCAACCGUUGUCUGGCUGUGACGUCCGGUAUGGGCGCGUUGGAUGUCAUCACUCGCGUGCUCAAGCCGGGUGAUGAGGUUCUCACCGGAGACGAUCUCUAUGGAGGCUCCAACCGUCUCCUCACCUACCUCAAGAACAACGGCGGCAUCGUCGUGCGUCACGUGGACACCACCUCUCUCGACGCAGUCUCCGAAGCGGUCAACAAGAACACAGCCAUGGUCCUUCUCGAAUCUCCAACCAAUCCCUUGAUCAAAAUCUGCGACAUCGCCGCCAUCUCGAACCUUGCUCACACCGCCAACCCGAACGCCAUCGUCGCAGUCGACAACACCAUGCUCUCUCCUUACUUGCAAAACCCCCUCGAUCUCGGCGCCGACGUCGUCUAUGAAUCCGGAACGAAAUACCUCUCCGGCCACCACGACAUCAUGGCCGGCGUCAUCGCAUGCAACAACACCGCUCUCGCCGACAAAUUCUACUUCAUGAUCAAUUCUACCGGCUGCGGCUUGUCGCCAGGUGACUGCAACCUGCUCAUGCGUGGAAUCAAGACCCUCUCCGUGCGCAUGGACAAGCAGCAAGCUAAUGCUCAGGCUAUCGCCGAGUACCUCGAAACUCACGGAUUCAAAGUCCGGUUCCCGGGAUUGAAGUCCCACCCGCAGUAUGCGCUGCACUGGUCUCAGGCUCGUGGUGCGGGUGCGGUGUUGUCGUUUGAAACCGGCUCCAUCGCGCUGUCGGAACGGAUUGUGGAGUCAACGAAGUUGUUUGGCAUUUCUGUGUCUUUUGGCUGUGUCAACUCGCUGAUCUCCAUGCCUUGCCGUAUGUCGCACGCUUCAAUCGACCCGGCGACCAGGAAGGCGAGAGCACUGCCCGAGGACAUCAUUCGGUUGUGUAUUGGUAUCGAGGAUCUGGACGAUUUGAGGGAUGAUCUCGCGCAGGCGCUUGUGAGGGCGGGAGCGGUGAGGUUGACAGAGGAAGGCUUCGUGGCGUUGAAGGAGGGUGAGACGGUGGAGGGCAAUGGAGGUGAUGCAGAGGAUGAGGUCGUGGGUGAGGCGGGGACGUCGAAGAUUGUUGUCGAUCAGCCGUAG